Messenger RNA from Lodderomyces orthopsilosis Co 90-125, 3438 nucleotides. RefSeq names its product protein kinase C (gene PKC1). The transcript has a single exon. Lineage: Eukaryota; Fungi; Ascomycota; Pichiomycetes; Serinales; Debaryomycetaceae. Bases 1 to 3438 code for a protein of 1145 amino acids. Gene Ontology annotation, biological process: fungal-type cell wall biogenesis; protein phosphorylation; signal transduction. Gene Ontology annotation, molecular function: diacylglycerol-dependent serine/threonine kinase activity; ATP binding. The record is from RefSeq and is a predicted model, not a curated record.
AUGUCACGCCAGGGGCAGAAUCAGAACCCGGAGGAGGUGAUUAAGGAUAUCAGGGGUAAGAUGGAAAUUGAGCAGAAGAUCAUCCAAGGAUAUCAAGACGUCAAGAGAAAUUCAACAAAUGCCGAGGUGGUUCAGAAAUGUAAAUCCAAGAUUGUUGAAUCACAAACAUUGAUUGAUUAUUACCAAGAAUCCAUCAACAAACUUUCACGACAAAUGCAAAGGAUGAAUAUGAACAGUUCGGAUGAUAGGAGCUCCACAAUCUCGGAAUACAAGCCGUCGUACUCGAGGUUGGACUUGAUCAAAUAUGAGUGUCCAUCGUUGGGCCAUAAAAUUCAACACAUGAUCCAGCAGUUACAAUUCAAGCUUCAAGUGGAGAAUCAAUACGCCGAGGCAAACAAAAAAAUAUCGCAUCUUUAUCUUAUGGAUGGUGAUAGAUCUUCAAGUAAUGCGGCUGAAGGUGGACGUGCCGAGAGCGAUCAAAGAAUACAGCUUUUGGAAAAAGCACUAAAGAAAUAUCAGAAUUUCAACAUCAAUUCCGAGGACUUUAAUAGGGAUUAUGAGAUUAUGGAUACACCAAAACAUUCAAGAAAACCAUUGAGUGGUAAAUUGACGAUCGUGGUCACGUGCGUCAGAGAUGUGGAUCAUAUGGCUACAGCCGCAUUUAAGAAAAGAGAUACAAUAGUGACUAUCAAAAUUGAUGACGUUGAGAGGGCCAAAACAAAACCAUCCAAAAAUGACAACUGGUCAGAAGAACUCGUCAUCAAUGUGGAAAAGGGCCAUGAAAUUGAAUUAACGGUAAUGGAUAAACUGGGGGGAACAUAUGUUCCCGUUGCAGUAAAUUGGCUUUCCUUGUUUGAUGUCGCGGAAGAGAUUCGUAAGAAGAAGGUUGCAAAUGACCAAGGAGCCAGUGGUUGGCUACCUGCAAGUAAUUUGCCACAGACAAAUGGUGCUGUUGGGGGCAAUGGCAGUUACGGAUCAUCAACUUGGGGUGCCAAUUCGACAUUGAAUCUUCCACAGAACGAAAUUACUCCUCUGAGAUCCCCUAACAAGGUUGAUAAUGCCACCGGCGAAUCUAACCAAAAAGUUUCUGUAAACACCUGGUUAAGUUUGGAACCUUGUGGUCAAAUGUUGAUCAAUAUCAACUUUGAAAAAUCCAUUACUCAGGGAAAACAAUUCAAAGGACCUCUUGGAAGACACGGUGCUAUUCGUCAAAGGAAGGAGGAAGUAUUUGAACAGCAUGGUCAUCAAUUUGUUCAAAAACAAUUUUACAAUAUUAUGUGUUGUGCUCUUUGUGGUGAAUUCUUGCGUUAUACUGGGUUUCAAUGUCAAGAUUGUAAAUUUUUAUGUCAUAAGAAAUGUUAUCAAAAAGUUGUUACAAAAUGUAUUUCAAAAUCGGGAUCCGAUCAUGAUGCAGCCCAGUUGAAACAUCGUAUUCCUCAUAGGUUUGAGCCUGUCACAAAUCAUGGUACCAAGUGGUGUUGCCACUGUGGAUACUUAUUACCCUGGGGUAAAAAGAAUGCCAGAAAAUGUUCUGAAUGUGGAAUCAUGUGCCAUGCUCAAUGUACUCACUUGGUUCCCGAUUUAUGCGGAAUGUCAUUACAAAUGGCCAAUGAGAUUCUUGCUACAAUCAAGUCGACUAAAGUAUCACCAAAAAAACCAAAGCAAAUUCUGGAAAAAGUUGUCGUUCUGGAAAUGAAGCAAGAGCCUAAUUAUCAGAAUCAAGAAUAUCGAUUGCCCUUACAGCAGGAAAAGCAAUUGCAUGGUCAGCAGCAACAUAAAAAGCCACUACCACCAAAACCAUCCAUUUUGGGCAAGUCGUCUGGAGAAUCUGUGGAAACAUUACGCAAUUCGUCUGAAGAAGAACCGGACGACAACGAUUUCAAUGCAAAACUUCCAACCACGACCCAAAAAUCGUAUCAAGCGCCAAUGGAUAAUUCUUCGCAUACACGUGCCGGUAGACGUCGUCCACCUGUUGAUGAGGAGCUAAAUAGGAAUGAGCACCAAUAUCGUCAUCCAUAUGGAGAGGAGGUGCGUGGUCGUGAGACUAUUGUUGAAACUGAAUCCACUUCAAAUGAUGCUGGUGAUUAUGCUGUAAUUAAUGAAACAUCUUUUAUUGUUAAUGGUGAUAAAAACAAUGGUGCAGAUGAUGCAUUUGGUGACUUUGAUUACAAAAACCAAUUUACUGAGAAUCAAAUUAUUUCUCCUGAAGUUAAAGAUGAGGAAAUUAUCAGCCCCUUUUUGGAUCAAAAAGAUGUUUCACUUCAAACUGAAGGUAAAGGGAAAAUAGAGUCUUUAGACCCAUCAUUACCUGUUCAAAGAGACGAAGAAUACAAGGUGGUCAAACCCCAUCAUAAGCAUCAUCAUCGUGGAAAUUCGGGAGUAACUACUCAUUCAAACAAGUCUUCAUCUGGAAAAUCCAAACGUCGGAAAAGAAAGGUUGGAUUGGAUGAUUUCCAAUUUCUUGCUGUGUUGGGUAAAGGUAAUUUUGGUAAAGUUAUGUUGGCUGAAUCAAGACAUACGUCAAACUUGUGUGCAAUUAAGGUACUAAAGAAAGAUUUCAUUGUUGAAAAUGAUGAAGCUGAAAGUGUGAGAUCAGAAAAACGAGUGUUUUUGACAGCAAAUAAAGAAAUGCAUCCCUUUUUGUUGAAUUUACAUUGUUGUUUCCAAACGGAAAAUAGAAUAUAUUUUGUAAUGGAAUAUAUUUCUGGUGGUGAUUUAAUGUGGCAUAUACAAAAGAAUCGAUUUUCCGCCAAGAGAGCCAAAUUUUAUGCAUGUGAAGUUUUGUUGGGAUUGAAAUAUUUCCAUGAUAAUGGAAUCGUUUAUCGUGAUUUGAAAUUGGACAAUAUCUUGCUAACAACAAAGGGACAUAUCAAGAUUGGUGAUUAUGGAUUAUGUAAAGAAAAUAUGUGGCAUGAAAGUACAACAUCAACUUUUUGUGGUACACCAGAGUUCAUGGCUCCUGAAAUUGUUGCUGGUAAGAAUUAUACUCGAAGUGUCGAUUGGUGGGCAUUUGGUGUUUUGUUAUUUCAAAUGUUACUUUGUCAAUCUCCAUUCAAAGGUGAUGAUGAAGAUGAUAUAUUCAAUGCUAUUGAGCAUGAUGAAGUGAAAUACCCUGUUAGUUUAUCGCGCCAAACGGUACUCGUCUUGCAAGCAUUGUUAACCAAGGAUCCUCAACAACGAUUAGGUAGUAGUGAACGGGAUGCCGAAGAAAUUAUGGAACAUCCAUAUUUCCAAGAUGUUAAUUUUGAUGAUGUUUUGAAAUGUCGUAUACCAGCUCCAUAUAUUCCUGAAGUUAGUUCUGAACAUGAUUAUUCCAAUUUUGAUCAAGAGUUUACUUCGGAGACACCAAGAUUGACCCCUGUGGAAACAGUAUUGACUUCGGAAAUGCAAGAACAAUUUAGAGGAUUUUCGCACAUUUCUGAAACUGCUACCAUUUAG